AUGGCCACCACCGGACCCAACCACGUGUUCGAUCGGGAGAACGAGCUGAACGACAACCUUUACAACUUGAAAAUGUCCGCAAAAAAUCAUAGUCUGAGACUUAGGCGAGCCCUGAAGCCGAUUAUGCGACUUCUCCGAAAGAAAACCAAUAAAAACAAGGCGGACAAGGAGAAGAAGACCGGCUUUCAUGCGGAAGUGUUCACGGAGGAGGUGGACAAUCAGAAUAAUGCCAACGAAAGUUUAGAAAGGAGACUUUUGGCGGAUUUGGAGGACGCCGAGGAGGGAGCUGCCAUCACUGUGUGUUUAGACGGUCAGAUGACCGUCGUGCCGGUUGUGCCUGGUCAGUGCUACGUGCCCGUCCACUUUGCGCACACCCACGCCGGGGAUUUCUACUGGACGGUCUUGAACAUGGCCGAUAGUGAUUUGUGCUACAAGGAACGAGCUUACUCGCAACACCAGACCCCGGAGAUGCAGGUUGCGUGA
Messenger RNA from Colletes gigas, 483 nucleotides. RefSeq lists its product as uncharacterized. Lineage: Eukaryota; Metazoa; Arthropoda; Insecta; Hymenoptera; Colletidae. Gene Ontology annotation, biological process: Notch signaling pathway; sensory organ development. The transcript has a single exon. The record is from RefSeq and is a predicted model, not a curated record. Bases 1 to 483 code for a protein of 160 amino acids.